Molecule: messenger RNA, 1569 nt
Organism: Dioscorea cayenensis subsp. rotundata (Guinea yam)
Lineage: Eukaryota; Viridiplantae; Streptophyta; Magnoliopsida; Dioscoreales; Dioscoreaceae
Product: plant UBX domain-containing protein 2
Exons: 3
Coding region: 29-1267 (412 amino acids)
Biological process (GO): defense response to fungus; DNA repair
Molecular function (GO): protein binding; DNA binding
Source: RefSeq, a predicted model, not a curated record
UCGAGCUGCUCGUCAAUGGUCGCCAACAAUGGAGGAAAUGAAGGACAAGAUGAAGGGCCUCAUGAAGAAGGUCAACAACCCCUUCUCCUCCAAAUUCCAAGGCCAAGGUCGCGUUUUGGGCUCAGCUCCCUCCUCUUCUCCCUCUAGGAACCCUCCUCCUCCUGCUACUCUCCCUUCUUCUCGCUCCGUUCUCAAGCCACUCCGCCCUCCUGCCGAUCCUGUACCAGAUACCGAUCCCAAGCCUUCACCGUCCUUCGGCCGUCCCUCAGCUCCGGCGACCAUCGACUGCCCGGUCUGCAAUCUUUCCUUCUCCUCUGAAGCUGAUGUUGCCGCCCAUCUCGACUCUUGCCUCUCAAACUCCGCGGUCACUGCCUGCGUCUCUUCGUUCAUCUCCGGUAAGCCCGGGAAGGAGUCGGUGGAGAUCGUCUUGAAGUUGCUGAGGAAUGUGGUGAGGGAGCCGGAGAAUGACAAGUUCCGCAGGAUCAGGAUGGGGAAUCCGAAGAUCAAGGAGGCGGUGGGGGAUGUCAAGGGCGGGGUGGAGCUGCUGGAGUGCGUGGGGUUUCAGAUUGCAGAGGAUGGUGGGGAGAUUUGGGCCACCAUGGAGGUUCCAGACGAGGAGAGGAUUAGGGUUGUUAAAGAUGCGGUGGCUUCGUUGGAGAGAUUGAGUUUAGAUGAGUCUUCGUCUGCAACGAUUGCACCGAAGGAACCGAAGGAAUUUGGCAGUUCUGUUGAACAAGAGAAGAUUGAUCGGCAGGUCAGAGUGUUCUUUUGUGUUUCUGAGACUGCAGCAGAAAAAAUUGAACUGCCUGAUUCUUUCUAUAAUCUAUCUGCUGAUGAGAUUAAACGAGAGGCUAGUUUGAGGAAGAAAAAACUGGAAGAUUCUCAGCUUCUUAUUCCAAAGUCAUACAGGGAGAAGCAAGCAUUGGCAGCAAGGAAGAAGUACACGAAGACUUUAAUUAGGAUUCACUUUCCGGACAAUGUUGUGCUGCAAGCUGUUUUUCUACCUAGAGAGACAACUGCCGAACUUUACAAGUUUGUAAGUGCUGCUCUGAAGGAACCCGGUAUAGAGUUCGAACUUCUCCACCCCACUCCGCCGAAACGAGUGGUUCCUCAUCUUGCAGGACAAGGAGAGAAGCUGCCAACAUUAGAAGACGUAGACUUGGUUCCUAAAGCAGUCAUCAGAUUCAAACCCAUUGAGAAUGAAUCCAUGGUUUUCACCGGCCUGUCGAAUGCUCUGCUUCAAAUCAGCGAACCGCUCACCGAUUGAUCUGCAUCUAAUGAACAUAUUUGAAAUCCGCAGACUUCACUGAAAGGCGACAAACCCGUUAUUCUGUUAUCAGAACAGCUUAACUGCUUCAGCUAUUAGAUCAGUUCGCAAUUUCUUCAUACCAAACUCAUAACUCAGCAUCAUGUUGUAACUGUGACUAAAGAAAAAGAUGUUGUAAUUCUACAGAUUGCUUCCAUUUGAUAAGCUGUUGAAUUGCACAGCCAACAUAAUCAAAUCAAUUGAUUUGCAUUUGCAUUGACAAGUGAGUUUAUCAUUAGUAUUUAAAUUUGUUUGUUGAUUAA